AUGGCGUGCGGGGGAGGCAGCAUAUGCGAGCACGGGCGGCUGCGAUCACGAUGCAAGGCGUGCGGGGGAGGCAGCAUAUGCGAGCACGGGCAGCAGCGAUCACGUUGCAAGGAAUGUGGGGGAGGGAGCCUGUGCGAUCACGGGCAGCAGCGAUCAGAAUGCAAGAGAUGCGGGGGAGGAAGCAUAUGCGAGCACGGGAGAAGACGAUCACGUUGCAAGGAAUGCGGGGGAGGCAGCGUAUGCGAGCACGGGCGGCAGCGAUCAGGAUGCAUGGCGUGCGGGGGGGGCAGCGUAUGCGAGCACGGGCAGCAGCGAUCACAAUGCAAGGCAUGCGGGGGAGGCAGCAUAUGCGAGCACGGGCAGCAGCGAUCAGGAUGCAAGGAAUGCGGGGGGGGCAGCAUAUGCGAGCACGGGCGGCAGCGAUCAGGAUGCAUGGCGUGCGGGGGAGGGAGCAUAUGCGAGCACGGGCGGCAGCGAUCAGGAUGCAAGGAGCGAUCAGGAUGCAAGGAAUGCGGGGGAGGCCAGCCGUAUGCGAGCACGGGCAGCAGCGAUCAGGAUGCAUGGCGUGCGGGGAGGGGAGCAUAUGCGAGCACGGGCGGCAGCGAUCAGGAUGCAUGGCGUGCGGGGGAGGCAGCAUAUGCGAGCACGGGCAGCAGCGAUCAGGAUGCAUGGCGUGCGGGGGAGGCCUCAUAUGGGGAGAACAUUUGCAAGCACUACAACUACUGA
This is a messenger RNA of Guillardia theta CCMP2712, 726 nucleotides long. RefSeq lists its product as hypothetical. Bases 1 to 726 code for a protein of 241 amino acids. NCBI's taxonomy places the organism in Eukaryota, Cryptophyceae, Pyrenomonadales, Geminigeraceae. The transcript has a single exon. The record is from RefSeq and is a predicted model, not a curated record.